Messenger RNA from Lachancea lanzarotensis, 2838 nucleotides. RefSeq names its product LALA0S01e14268g1_1 (gene MDR1). The transcript has a single exon. The record is from RefSeq and is a predicted model, not a curated record. Lineage: Eukaryota; Fungi; Ascomycota; Saccharomycetes; Saccharomycetales; Saccharomycetaceae. Bases 1 to 2838 code for a protein of 945 amino acids.
AUGUCCUUUUUCGACACUCUGCGCCAAAAAGCGGCAUCCGUUAAGUUUUUGGAAAGGCUAACUGAUUCUUCCGAACCUUUGAGCAGAGACCAAAAGUUUCGACUCCUUCACAAGCUUCCUCAGGAAGAAUAUAUUGUUGACGAUACAAAUGCCGACAUUUCCGUCAUACAGCCCGGCAGACGUGUUAGAAACACGAACGGCUCUAGUGAAGGCCCAAACGCAAACAAUGCAACGUACGUUUAUUCGGGACGUCUGUAUUUAACGCCACACUAUCUUGUUUUCAAAGAUUCUUUCGAUACUACAUCGUGCUCGUUCACUAUUAGUCUGAGCACUGUAAGAAAAGUGGAACGGGCUGCUUCUUCUUCAUACGCAACGUCGUUGUCUCUAACACUUCAUUGCCAGACAAGGAUUGCAAUUCAAUUCAUCGGACUGAGAAAUCGAACCGAACUGUUUUGCCAACAGCUAAAAAAAGCUCUGCUCGAGAAUGUUCCCAAUACCAAAAGGUUAUUACCAUUUCUCGACACUUGUUACUCAGAAUACCUUAUUUCAAAAAAUGUCUUGAACAAAUCGGACGCUCGUCCACCGCCUUCCGGGCUAGGUCAAAAGUAUAAAUAUCCGGGAGAGCUCUCAAAAGAGAAGCCGAAGCUCAAACUAUGGUUCGACUAUUUCCAAGACCAAGGUAGAAACCUGACGCUAGUGAAAAAGAGCCUUUUUUAUAAGCUCAUAAGGGUCGGAAUCCCUAAUCGUCUGAGGGGUGAAAUUUGGGAAGUGUGUUCGGGCUCAAUGUACUCCAGGUUUGCCAAUCCCGAAGAGUAUCGCACUUUGCUAGAAUCUAAUGCGGGCAAAGAGUCUCGUGCUAUCGAAGAGAUUGAAAAAGAUUUGAACAGAUCAUUGCCUGAGUAUGCAGCGUACCAAGAUGAAACUGGCAUUAGUCGGCUUCGUAACGUUUUAACCGCCUACUCUUGGAAGAACCCUGACGUUGGUUACUGCCAGGCCAUGAAUAUUUUAGUCGCAGGAUUAUUGAUUUUCAUGACCGAAGAACAAGCAUUUUGGUGCUUAGUGAGCAUUUGCGAUAACUACGUUCCGGGCUACUAUUCCAGGACCAUGUACGGUACACUGCUGGACCAAAAGGUCUUUGAAUCAUUCGUCGAGCAAAAAAUGCCUGUCAUGUGGGACCACAUAGUGGAACACGACAUUCAACUAUCGGUGGUAUCCCUUCCCUGGUUUUUGUCUUUGUUUUUCACCGCUAUGCCUUUACCCUUCGCUUUCAGAAUAAUGGACCUUUUUCUGUUAAAUGGUCCCAAUGCGUUAUUCCAGGUUGCCCUCGGGGUUCUUAAAGUUAAUGGGGAAGAACUUCUUGAAGUCGACGACGACGGAAUGUUUAUCGCAAUCUUGAAGAGCUACUUUCAUACGCUCGAACAAAGCGCACAUCCAGAUUCUACCGAUCCAAGGAUUAAACAAAUUACCAAAUUUCAAGAGUUAUUGGUUGUGUCUUUCAAAGAGUUUAGUAGUAUAUCGGUUCAGAUGGUUGAACAACAAAGAGCUCGCUUCAGCAAAGACAUUCAACACAACAUAGAAUCUUUUGCCAAAAGGACGCAACUGCGUAAUCUACCACAAGUCCGCAACCUCACACAAGAUCAACUAUCGAACAUCUACGAUUUAUUCUAUCAUUGUAUCGAAAGUCACAAAAUAAGCAUGGGAACAGGAUCAUCAUGUUUAGACUUUGAGGCUUUCAUUCAAUUUCUAAGCUCAUUUUGUGACUGGUGUAAACCUGGUACCAGUGAUCACAUACCGCGAUUCCGCAAGCAGAAAAGAGAUUUUCUCAAGAGAGUUUUCUUGCAGUGGGACCGUGCAUCUGCUGGAGAGCUGACUCUCAGUGACGUGGCCAUUGGUCUGGAUCGCCUACUGUCUCCUGACAUCAUGUCCACUAUGAACAGCUUUUUUGCUUUCUUUACCGAGCCGGGUGUUGACGAGACCAGUGGUGAAGGCAUUUUACAGAUUUCUGAAGCGUUAUUGUUUUUGACCGACGCGUGGAAGAGCGGGCGCAUCGUGGACCAACUCACAAAACAGUCGAUAAUAGACGAUAUUGCAGAUACAAUAAUUGAAGAAAACUCGAGCCAAGGCAUUGCAAUAAGUGAUCUCGAGCUCCCCACCGGUGUUACCAUUGAUGAAGAAAAGUACAAACAAGAGCAGGCCGAGCGUUAUCUACGAGCAGCGAGUAGUUUCCUCCAACGCUCUUUCGAGUAUGCACGGGCAUCGGAAUCUAAGGAAGAAAUUGACUUGCUUGACCUUUCAGAUGACGAAGGCCAUACCAGCGAGCAUAAAAAGAAGAAAUGGGAAUCUCUAAAGGCAAAUGCGGCUUUGAACCCUGAAAAGCGGUCGGUUAUGAACGUGGCAACUUUUCGCAUGAUAAUAUUGGCCGACGAAACGUAUGAGACGUUUUUCGCUCAAACGCUGAGAAAUUCUAUUCACGUUGACGAGAAAGUUGCAAACCUAGAUGGACGCGAAAACGGCCUCAGAAACAUGUUUGACGGACUUUUGGCAGACGGCAAACGUGUAGCAUCUCAGGUUCGCCGUAGAGUUGAUUCUGUCGCAACAAGAACCAGUGCAUCGUCGGGCUCUGCGCUAGAAACAUCGGAAAACCAGGACGAAAUCGAUGAUUUUAGCACUGGCCACACUUAUGAGCAUGACGAUUUACUCAAGAACGACUUAAUCUCAAUGGAUGACGAUGAUAAAGAACAAGACCAGUCCGAACCGCAGCGUAAGAAGCUUGAGAACUUUUCAUUUACCGAGCAUUUGGACGCCAGAGAUGACAGUUUUGUGGAGUUUGAAGCCUAA